Penicillium subrubescens is the source of this 606-nucleotide messenger RNA. RefSeq names its product Zn(II)2Cys6 transcription factor domain-containing protein. The record is from RefSeq and is a predicted model, not a curated record. Bases 1 to 606 code for a protein of 201 amino acids. Gene Ontology annotation, biological process: regulation of DNA-templated transcription. NCBI's taxonomy places the organism in Eukaryota, Fungi, Ascomycota, Eurotiomycetes, Eurotiales, Aspergillaceae. Gene Ontology annotation, molecular function: DNA-binding transcription factor activity, RNA polymerase II-specific; zinc ion binding. The transcript has a single exon.
AUGUUGUGGAGAAGUACCCUGAACCAAUAUCAAACAAACGCCAGCGUGGCUGCCUUUUCCAAGUUUUCGAAAUUUACUUCUCUCCGAUGGAACUUGGAUUCAGUCACUCCCUAUCAUCAUUCCCGUCAUUAUCCCUUCAUCACCUUCACACUUCCUUCCAUCCCCUCUAUCUCCAAGCAUUUCAAUCAAGAUGGCGCCGGUCCUCUCCACGCCACGCCCAGUCGUGGAGGUCCUUUGCGGAGACCAGUCUGCGGGGAAUGCAAAAUCGUCAAAAGGCGAUGCUCUCGUGACCGGCCUAGCUGCUCACGAUGCGAAGCUCAAGGCAAGGAGUUCAGAUACCCAGACGACAGCGACCCGAGGGCAGAAAACCCAAGCUCCAUUGCGGAUACCAACCUGGAUACCCCGGCUCCAAGCAUCGUCGCCUUUUCCGCACCUUCUCCCUCGAUCACGCCUACCUUGCCUGUGAACCGGAGACUGUCAUCUCUCUCCCAGAGUGCUCCCAGCCAGAACGCUCCAACUGACAAUACCCCCACUCAACAAACUCUCCACUUCGAGAACGUGUCUCUGCUUCCCAUGCUGGAUGCGGAGGAAAUUCGUGACCGCUAG